AGCAUCAGAAGAUGAAGUUGGGGAUAUUCGUUAUAGUCUCGAUCGUAUGGUUGUGUAACUGCCACGGAGUACUAGUUCGUUUUAGCAACAGCGUCUGUACGACCUUAGAAGGCUACGAUGGAAUUUGUUUACGAAGACAACAAUGUGAAGACGCUAAUGGCAUUUCUUCGGGGACUUGUGCCAGCGAUUUGGGAAGAUGUUGCCUAUUUCAAAGAUCUUGCGGUCAAUCUUCGUCGCAGAACAACACCUACUUUUUCAACAGCAAAUACCCAAAUACAGUUAGUACGGGACUUCAGUGUACGUUUACAAUUAUACCGUGCAAUUCAAAUAUUUGUCAGAUUCGUUUGGACUUCUUGAACCUAAUCUUAUCUCAGCCAGACGGAAAUGGAAACUGCAUUUUCGACUCUUUGGUGAUCACAGGUUCAGCAUCGGGAAACGUUCCUGUAUUGUGUGGUGAAAAUUCUGGCCAGCAUAUGUAUCUGAUGGUUGACCGUACUAAUCCUAUUACCAUCACUAUCACAACCAGCGUCGCGGCGUCGUUGGAAAGAAGCUGGAAUAUCAAAGUUACACAGAUUGCUUGCGAUUGCCCAACAUUAGCUCCAAACGGCUGUCUCCAAUAUUAUUACUCACAAUCCGGAAAUGUGAGAAGCUUCAACUACGGGACUACGAUAAAUGGAAAUAAUCUCAAUUUCGGCAAUGGUUCAUCUGUAGCAGGAACUAGACAGAUAUCUAAUGAGAAUUAUGGUGUCUGCAUUGGAAUGGUUCCUGGUUACUGCUCAAUACAAUGGAGUCAGUCUGAUGGAGAAACCAGUUCUUUUUCACUAUCAAAUGACACCGCAGCCGCCUCAGUGUUAGAUGGACUACCUAGCAAUGGUUUACGAGGUGAAAAUUGUACCACAGACUAUGUGGUGAUCCCCAAUCCGUAUUUUGUGAAUGGAACUGCCGUGAAUGCAGACAGAUUUUGUGGAAAUCAAUUUCCCACUGUUGUUACAUCAUCGAAGCCAUUCGUUUUGAGAGUGGUGACAAAUGACAAUGAACUGGGAGAUGCAGCAAAUAGAGGAUUUUCGUUAGACUACACCCAGCAGGCUUGUUCUAACUUAGGAUUCAUGUUGUACAAUAUGUCGUAAGAAUAAAACGUCCUUAUACAAAGU
Acanthoscelides obtectus is the source of this 1151-nucleotide messenger RNA. Lineage: Eukaryota; Metazoa; Arthropoda; Insecta; Coleoptera; Chrysomelidae. The record is from the annotation of a GenBank genome assembly.